Molecule: messenger RNA, 4577 nt
Organism: Pocillopora verrucosa
Lineage: Eukaryota; Metazoa; Cnidaria; Anthozoa; Scleractinia; Pocilloporidae
Molecular function (GO): zinc ion binding; protein binding
Source: RefSeq, a predicted model, not a curated record
AUGGACGCAACAGACCCCACGAUCCCGAAAAACGCUGGUUCAGAACCCCAUCUUGAGGAUGAAUUGGAAUGUGAUGAUAAUCAGUCGGCUAGACGCAGCACAUUUGAACAAUUUCAAGAAACGAUGGAUCAGUUCCAGCAAUGUAAAGUGGAAGCGGCCACAGAGUCUUUACAAGCUGGGCUUAAGCACUUCCUGAAUCUAACCCCAGAUAGCUUCGGAAACCCGACUGAUUACGAGAAGGAGCAGGUGGAUCGAGGUAGAAAGAUGUGUUUGAGUUAUUGCUCCGCUCCUCCUUUCUUUGGAACUGUUUUGUUAAACCCUAAGCUGAUCACAGAUAGGGAUGACCAUUUUUAUGCUAGCUUUACUAUUGUUUUUGGUGCUGUUGCACUCAAGCUGCAUAAAUAUAAAAUAGCUAUAGACUUAUUUCAGCGAUGUGAUUCUCUUUACACAUUUGAUGCCACGCCAUAUCCUAAAAAUAACAAGCAAGGUAUCGAUAUUUUAAGAGCAGUAGCCAAGGCUAAUGUAGGCUGUGUUUAUCUGAUUAUGAGAGCUACGAACAAGGCUAAGGAUUAUCUAGAACGAGCGCUGGAGAUUUUUGAAACAUUUAAAAACAAAAAUGACUCUCCAGAAAUAAACACUGUUGCUAUACAAACCAACUUAAGCUUAGCUUACCAGGGUCAGAAGAACUACCCUGCUGCAAUGAAGUUGCAAGAGCGUCUUAUUCUGAAGGCCAAAGACCCCGUUAUUCCCCCACAUUUGGUAACAGCCAUACAUUACAAUAGAGCAGAGUUGUUUAUAGAACUCAGAGAACCUGUCAAAGCACUCAUGGAGCUGAGAACAUUGAAUUCAUUAUCUGAGAGGAUGAACAAUGAAGAAGCAAUAUUCUCGAAAUUUAUAUCUUCAAAAAUUUGUUUGGCGUAUCAAAAGAUUGGAGAUGUGACUCGUGCAGAGAAAAUAGCAGAGCGCUUGACAUUCCCUUCUCUUUCGCCUAAAUCGCUAUCACCACCACUCUCGCCUUCGUUAAAAUCGUUUUCGACAGCAUCGGGGUCAGGGUCAGAGUCGUCAUCAUCAUCGUCGUUGUCAUCAUCAUCGUCGUCGUCGUCAUCAUCGUUGUCGUCAUCAGUUUCAUCAUCGUCAUCAUCAUCAUCUCCGUCAUCAACAUCGUCGUCUCCAUCGUCUGCUUCGUCACUAAUGUCUUCAUUUUCGUUUUUCUUUACCGAUUUUGAAGCUGCUCUCGGAUAUAAUGGAAUAUUACAUUGGGACUUCUUGUUCGCAAUGAUAUUGAAUCUAGUUGAUUUUCACUUAAACGAAAAAAACUUAGUCCUUGCAUCUUUCCUCGACGUUUUUAUACCAAUUUGCAAAGAAACAUUAGGGAAAAACCACCCAACACAUGCAUCGUUUCUCUAUAGGCAAGGUGUUAGAUUUUUUCUGAUGGAAAGAAACCUGUUAUCAAAAAGUUGCUUUGAAGAAGCAUUAAAUAUUUUGACAAGUUUUGACUACGGUUUAGAUCACCCGGAUUUGGUGCAAUGUAACAUCGCUCUUGCAAGGUUAUUAUUGUGCGAAGACUUUCAAGAGGUUCCUCAGUUGAAGUCGCGCCGUGACCGAGGCUGGCGAGAAUUUCCUUGCAACGCAGCAGAUGGAGUUGUAAGCCCUGAUAUUCCAUCAUUUAGAGAAGACAGUAACAAGUGGGACAGCAACGAAGAAUUAGACGGACCAGGUAAAAUUUCUGGUCAAGAAAGGCGUAGAGGCAAGAAUUAUGAUCACCUUGAAAACGCGCCCCAAAAGGAUAAGAACAAAGGAAUCAGCAUCUCACAGAAGAUACAGCAAACACCAAAUGAAGUCAGUGGUGGACGGAAUGACACUCUUAAAGCCUCUUUUCAGGGAGGAUACGUGGUUGCAGACAGCCGUGAAAACCCCGAUGUUCUUACUACAAACGGGGCUUGCGGCUUUGACAAAGAUUGGAAUACCCAAGCUGUUGCCCUUCCAAAAACACCAGGAGAUUCCCAAGGGAUUAAUUCGAAAACAAAAACAUAUCUUGGUUUGAAAGGUGGACGCCGAAGCGAUCUUCCGUCAGGGCACAGCUCACAAAGGGAUCCAAGUGGGGAUGACUUUGGCACAAAUCACAUCGGAAUAGAUCCCAGUUUCCUCGCACGUCAUUCUUAUGAGUGCAAUGCAUCUGAUGAGCGCUGGGAUUCUUGUGAUCCAUUUGAAGAUUCAGAAGUGCUUGCAGGUUCCCACUCCGAGUAUAACAGAUCUAGGUGUAUGACUGAAGUGUACCACCCUACUUCUCUAAGUUCAACGAAAUUUCCUAAAUGUCGUGAUUUUACAAAAACUGUUCCAGCGAAGACCUUAGGACUACCUCAAUUUUCAAGUUUCCUUGAAGAUGGAUGUAAAGCAAAUCUCCCGUUGACAAAUAUCUUCCCAGAUGGACAUGUACUCGCCGAAAGGCCGACGUUCUCAUCGCAGUUUGAAAGAAAAGAUGACGCUCCGGGAUUUCUUCCGGACGGGGAAAGUGCAGGAGCUGGUCAUGGUCUGUUAAACAGUAAUUCAAAUACAUCUGCUGACGAAUCAUUGGCCGUACUAGAGCAACGUGUGGCUGAAGCUUGCUGUCUUGUCGAGAAAACGUUGAAAGAAAGACAAGAAAGAGAAAAAUCGAUGAAAGAAACGGAGCAAAAAAGAAAAGAAGAGCGGGCAAGGAAAGAACAACUUGCACGUGAAAGAAAAGAAAGGGAAGCGAGGGAAGCAAGAGAAACGGAACUCAGAAAUGAAAGAGUAGAGGGGAACUCCACGAGCGGUGGACAAGAAACACCUUCGCAAGACUCGGCAAGUGCUGGGGUUCGACAAUGGCUGUGUGAACAUUAUCAGCGGCUCUGCCGUGUCAAGUUCUCAUGCUGCGGAAAGUUCUUUCCUUGUCAUCGUUGUCAUAACAACUCUGGGUGUCCAAAUGAUAAUUCCAAAGCAAGAGAGGCGUGCUCUGUUGAGUGCUCUGUUUGUAGCCAUCAACAAGAGAUCAACCAGGACGCCCACACCUGUGUCAGAUGCAAAACAAGGUUCUCAGCAUAUUUCUGCUGGGUAUGUAAACACUUCACAGGGGAGGAUAAAGCUCCUUAUCACUGCGAAAAAUGUGGUAUCUGCCGUAUCUACAAGGACCGCUCCUUCCACUGUGAUGUGUGUAACGUCUGUCUGGACAAACGGCUGGAAGGAAGACAUUCUUGCCGAGCAAAUUCAGGACACGACGAGUGUUGCAUCUGUUUAGAGGAUGCUUUUAGCGGUUGUCAGAUCCUGCCAUGCUCACACAAGGUUCACCGCGAAUGUGCUAUUGCUAUGAUACAGAACGGCGUUCGCAGCUGUCCUAUUUGCCGCCACCCUUUGUACAGUCAGACAGGAAUGAAUGAGUGAAUUACAACCUCGACUCCAGUGUUCAAAACUCCAAGAAAGGGCAAAUUGUUCCCCAUUGAGAUGUUUUAGAUAGUGUCCUGAUUGACGUAUUCAUUCUUUAUUGUAGCCGUGAAUUUAAUCUUUUAUCCCUAACAAUGAAUGGCUCCUUAUUUCUACUGGCGGUAUCACCCUUGAAUCAAAUGAUUAAUGAAACGAGAAUGAAGGCAAUGAUCACCAAUUUAGGAGGCUCUUGAUUGUCAAGCAAAUUCUCAUUGUCAGUAUCAGAGGAAAUGUAAAGAGAACAGUGUAGAUUGUUAGGGUUGAAGAUUGUAAUAGUUAUCUUAAUCUUAACUGUACAAGGACGCAAACCUGAGGGGAGAGGGGAAAUGAGGGUGGCAGGAUCCCCUUAGGUAAAAUUGAUUUCUAUGCAGUGGCUUUUAUAUCCAAAUUUACCGCUUUCAUCUCUUAAAAGAUUUGUGUAAAAGUAUGCAAGGCAUCGAUCAGUCCGGCGAGGAGGUGGCUAAGUGUAUCAUAAUAGUGAAGCCAUUGUAAAAUAAUAUGAUCUUUCUUAUCAUUGUAAGGAAACAACAGAGUAAAUUGUCCAAAGCCUGUGCAGCAAAUUAGAUUUGGCAACGGGUUGUUUUUUUUUCCGUAAUCUAAAAUGAAAAUAUGCUUCUAGAAAUUUUUUACACUUAAAGCCAGACAAAACUUUGCACAUGGUGUUGUUAUGAAAUUCCUGGUAGUGUUUUACGGUUAUUAGAAUGCUGUGUAAAAUAAAGCUCCUCUAGAACCUUUUUUUCAUAUAUAGUUACACCAGGAUAGGAAGGAAUUGUAAGAGUUUCAAUUUCAUCUUCUUUGCCUUCGGGAGACGUGUGACAAAAAUGAAGGGAAGAAAAAGCGAUUUUGCUCUUUAAAUUUCGGUAGUCUAUUAAGUUAGUAACGAGUAAUAUUGAUGCAUUUCUAGAGACUAAAUUUACUUACUAAGCUUAUUUUAUUAUAAACUGGUAACCUUCAUAAAUAGAAGGUAUUUAGUUUUCUUAGGUUUUACAUUUUCCAUAGUUAUGUAGGUAGUUUGUUAUUUCAUUCUGAUGUAACCUUGCGCUUUCAAACUUCAAGUAGCUAUGCAAAUCAUCGCUACGCAAACAUUGUAUGGUUUCGCAAAGAAGUUAAGUCACAAGUCGUAUUAUACAUGAUUUUUU